Mycena indigotica is the source of this 1005-nucleotide messenger RNA. Its product is annotated as NmrA domain-containing protein. Bases 1 to 1005 code for a protein of 334 amino acids. The transcript is spliced from 7 exons. Lineage: Eukaryota; Fungi; Basidiomycota; Agaricomycetes; Agaricales; Mycenaceae. The record is from RefSeq and is a predicted model, not a curated record.
AUGACGAAAACUAUACUCGUCGCUGGUGCAACAGGACAUCAAGGUCGUGCUCUCAUUCGAGCACUCGUGGGGCUAGAUGGACCACCAGAGUUUCGCAUUUUUGCUCUUACUAGAACGGUGUCGUCUUCUGCAGCCCAACGCUUAUCGACCGCGUACGGCGACCGGGUUAAGGUGGUAGAAGGCGAUCUCGAUGCGCCAACCACCAUUCGCAAGGUUUUUGAAGAUGCGAAACAAGAAGACGGGAUCUGGGGAGUAUUCUGUGUGCUUGCAUUCCCCGGCCUAGGUGCCAAUGCAGACGCAGAAGAGAGGCAGGGAAAGCUACUUGCCGACCUUGCCUUUGAAUUCGGUGUAUCAUCGUUCAUCUUGUCCACCAGCGAGCGGGGCGGCGAAUACUUCGACGAUGACAUGAAAACGCUCGAUCGUGUUGCAAAAGUCCGAAUUGAACGACACGUCAAGGAGCUUGGGACGAAGGGUUUGCCUUGGACGCUACUUCGUCCAGGCUUUUUCAUGGAAAACUACGACGGCUGGCUGGGGGCCAUCACAGUCGGCGUAUUGAAGGCGGGCUUAAAGCCCGGCACCACAAAUAGAAUUGUGGCAGUGGACGAUAUUGGCCGGGUUGCUGCAGCCGUGUUCUGUAACCCUUCGCAUUAUCAAGCCAAGAUACUAACCAUCUCUGACCAAGUUCUGACGAUGAGUGAACAAGAAGCGCAAUACAAGCGAGCAACAGGAAGAGCAAUGCCUACGAUUCCGGUAAUCCUCGCAAGCGCAAUCAUUUGGAUGAACGUACACACCCAAGAACUGCUUGCGGAUCUUGAACGAAUGCACAAUGCCCGAGAAAAUGGAUUAUGUCCUGAAGUCAUCGCGCAAGCCCAAGCAGCUAGGGAGGCUUGUCCAGAGAUGCACUCGCUUGAGGCAUGGGCAGCAGAGCGAAAAGAUGGUUUGGUCGAGCAGGAGCAAAACUGGAACCAAGUGUCAUUGUGGCAACUGUUACGGGGCAAACUUUGA